AUGAAGGAUCAAGCCGAUCCUAUUUCCGCGCCAGGUGUGACCGUUUCAUUCAAAACGCCUCACCAGGCGAGCUCGUCAAAUACCUUUUUCGCCUUCUCAAACACUAUCAAUGGAGUUGCUCGGAAAAGUACCCGGGUGGCUCAAGCGGUCAAUCCGUCGAACAGACAGCCUCUGUGGGAUGUUCCUGUGGCAAGAGAGGUUGAUGUGAAUGAAGCUGUCACUGCUGCAAAUGAUGCAUUCUUGGCUUGGUCACGCACGCCCUGGGCUGAGAGAGCCCAGUAUCUCACGCGCGCAAAAGAUGCAUUGUUGGAAAUUCGCGAUGAAAUGGCCAGCCUGAUUAUGCUAGAGACUGGUAAACCAAUUCAAUUAGCAACGCUAGAAGUCGACCAAUCAAUUCGACUGCUGCUAUACUAUGCUGCCCACCCGGAAUUGAAACCGAAGGUGGUCACUGAUAAUGACGACCUUCAGUUGACUGUUCGUUAUGUUUCUAUGGGUGUCGUUGCAGCGAUGUGCCCAUGUAAUGAUCCCUUGAUGCUAGCCACAGGGAAGAUUGCACCCGCUUUGCUCACCGGCAAUGCUGUAAUAGUGAAGCCGUCACCAUUCGCGCCCUACAGCAUUCUGAAAUUUGUUGAACAUCUCAAGUCUCUCUUCCCGCCGGGUGUGAUUCAAGCAUUGAAUGGCGAUGGAAAGCUGGGGUCCCUUCUCGUUGAGCAUCCCGAAGUCCAGAGGAUUAGUUUUACUGGAUCUAUAACAACAGGUAAGAAAGUAAUGGCUGCCGCUAGCAAAACCUUGAAAAGGGUUACGUUGGAAUUGAGUGGCAAUGGUGCUUGUGUUGUUUGCCCAGAUGUAGAUGUGUCAUUGGUGGCCCCGCAAGUCGCAGUAGGCGCAUUUCUUAACUCGGGCCAGUUCUGCCUAUCUAGUAGACGCAUUUAUGUACAUGAAGACAUUUACAAUGACUUCAUGCAGCAUAUAGUCGAUGCGGUGAAACCCUGGAAGGCAAGCUUGUCGCCAGGCGACAAAGGCAUGUUAGGACCUAUCCAAAACGAGGCACACUAUCGGAACGUGAAGCAGAUUUUUGAAGACUCACAGAGCAAGGGUUACAAGUUUGCAUUAGGAAGUCCUACCGUUGAUGAUGGCAAAAGCUUUGUGAUCCAGCCUGCUAUCAUCGAUAACCCUCCCGAGGGCUCGAGGGUCGUGACCGAAGAAGCAUUUGGUCCCAUCGUCUCCUUGAUUCAGUGGAAAGAUGAAAAUGAUGUGAUUGCCCGGGUGAACAAUACAAAUACUGGACUCGGAGCUAGUGUCUGGUCUGGCGACAUCGAUUGUGCCAUCGCGAUUGGGGAACAGAUUCAGUCUGGCAUGAUCACAAUAAACCGUUACCCAACGCGCAUACCGAGCGGCCAUCUGUCAGGGUGGAAAGAAAGCGGACCUGGGGGAGAAGGAGGGACGGAAGGCUUGCUAUCGUAUUGCAAUGUGCAGACCAUGCAUUGUUAUAAGAUGUCUGUUGCGCCGGGGUCUGCAGAAGCUGACUGA
Messenger RNA from Talaromyces proteolyticus, 1530 nucleotides. RefSeq names its product putative aldehyde dehydrogenase. The record is from RefSeq and is a predicted model, not a curated record. NCBI's taxonomy places the organism in Eukaryota, Fungi, Ascomycota, Eurotiomycetes, Eurotiales, Trichocomaceae. The transcript has 4 exons. Bases 1 to 1530 code for a protein of 509 amino acids. Gene Ontology annotation, molecular function: aldehyde dehydrogenase (NAD+) activity.